Molecule: messenger RNA, 1631 nt
Organism: Falco peregrinus (peregrine falcon)
Lineage: Eukaryota; Metazoa; Chordata; Aves; Falconiformes; Falconidae
Gene: PEX11G
Product: peroxisomal biogenesis factor 11 gamma
Exons: 5
Coding region: 10-720 (236 amino acids)
Biological process (GO): peroxisome fission
Cellular component (GO): peroxisomal membrane
Source: RefSeq, a predicted model, not a curated record
AGCGUUGCUAUGGCGGCGGGCGCUCUCAGCGGCCUGGUCGCCGCGCUGGAGACCUACCGCGGCCGCGACCGGGUGGUCCGUGCGCUCUGCUAUGGCUGUCAGCUGGCGGGCGGGGCGCUGGCCGGGCCGCAGGCCCCUCCGUCCGGGCUGCCCGGGAGCCUCCUGGCCGUGUCGGCCCAGCUGAGCGCCUGCCGCACGGCCUUGCGCCUCUUCGACGACUUCGCUAUGCUCAGCUACAGCUGUGGCUACGGGCUGGGCCCUAAGGACGAGGACGGCCUGGUGCGGGGGCUGUCGGUGCUCUGCAACCUGGCCAACCAGCUGUAUUACCCCUGCGAGCACGUUGCCUGGGCGGCAGACAUUGGCAUCAUCCACGUCGGCUCUCAGAAGUGGUGGACUCUGAGCAUGGUGCUCUGGGCCUCAUCCCUGCUCCUGAGUAUCCUGCGAUCCCUGAGAAUCUUGUUUAUUUUAAGAAGAAAGCUGGGGCAGCACAAGUGUAUAUCUUUGCCUCUGAGUCGAAAGGAAAUGAAAGCCCAAGUGAAGGCUGAAGUUUUGAGCAUCAUCACAGAUGUAGCAGAUAUCUCCAACGCAAUCCAUUGGCUACCUCCUGGAUUUCUUUGGGCUGGACGGUUUCCUCCAUGGUUAGUAGGUCUCCUGGGGACUGUAUCUUCCCUGAUUGGUAUCUACCAAACAUCUAGAGGAGGAAAUUCUGAAGCUGUAUAAAGUGUAAUUAUGCUUCAAGAGCCCAAUUUUACAUGGCAAAAAUGCCUUUAGUGAGGCAGGGUAAUUUCCCUGGGUGUUGGUGAUUGAAAUUCACGCAUCCUGUAAUUUGUGCUAUAAUCAAGACCUAUUACAGAGAGGAUUGUUUGCGGUUAACAAUUUUUAUUACUCCUCAUCAGAGAAAUCUUUCAGGCAAAUCCUCUGAAAAUCAAGAAAUCUCCUAGGACUGGUAAAAUAGAGGGGUGGUGGUGGUGGAAAAUCACUUCUGUCCUUCCUUUCCAUGUCCCAAAAGACAAAUGCAACCCUCCAGUCUUCAUUAUCACUUAAAAGAGCACAAAGUCAGGGUUAGGCAGAGGAACAACCACAGUUCUGUCACAUAAAACUUCUAAGGGUCGGAUCCUGCGAUUCAAGCUCUGGGCUCAGCACUUGGUGCCUCAUCUGAACCAGGGAGGUGACGCAUAACGAGUUUCUCCAUCAGGUAUUUUGGCAUUUGAGGCCAGAGCAGAUCCCCUGAGCGCUAACUGGAGCAAGCGGCUGAGGCAGGUUGCUGGGUUAUUUUGUUUGUGACGGUUGUGUUUCUUUAGAAUUGAGAGGGGAAAGAAACAGCAACUGUAAGGAGUGCCUUGUGAAGCUUUCUUCUAGUCUGUGUGCCUCAUUUAAGGAGAAAUACUGUAAGUGGAGACUUCCUGGGUUCUUCACAAAGCAGCACUGCGUCUCCAGCUGUGCCUUUACGGAAUGCCACCGGGUGGAGCUCUUCCACCAGGCUCUGGCAGCGGCCAACGGACUUUUUAUUUUUUAAAGAAAGUAGCAAAUUUGUUAAUCGCUUUUCAAAGGAUCAGUCAAACCAAUGCCAAGAUGAAUUUACAGUUACAUUUCUAGGCGGUGCCAAUAAUAAACGAGAUGAAUGCUUCAAA